GGUUGUGUGGAGGGGACACCUCCCUCUCUCCCAUUCUUUCACGCACACUUUCUCCCAUCUCCCUCAAUCUCCCAGCUUCACCUCACCUCAUGCACAGACAGCCUUGCCCAUCUCUGGCCAUCAUCUCUCCAUUCUCGCAGCAACACAGCGGCGUCAUCUCCGGCAAUCACCCUGAAAUCCAAAUUUCCAGCAAGCCGAAGCUUUCAUCCUCCCACGCACCAGCAAAUUUCUCGCGCACGAGCAUAUUUCUCAUGGCCACAGCUGCUCAUCUCAGCCUGCCCAGAGCAGAAAUUCUGGCCACAAGUCCCGACGUCGCUGGCUCCACGCGCUGUCUCUGUCGCCGUUGCCGCUCCCUACACCACAGACCAGCCUCGUCUCCAUCACCGUCACCCCAGCACCGUCGCUGUCGCCUUCCGCCACACACCACACAGCCGGUAGCCUUCGCCCUCACCAGCUCCAGCGGCACCCGUCGUAUGAAGGCUAAUUCAUUGUGGCAACUCAAAUUUGGAGACCCGCUAGUUCAAUGUAUAAACCUGCACCCACCAAACGAAAUUCCUCCAAAGCCUCCGCCAAACAACUGUGAUGCUUUUCUUUCCCUUCUUUUCAUUUUGUUUACCUUAUUUUAUUUUUAGUUAAUUUUUAGGUACAUUUUUCUGUAUUUUCAAUUUUUCUUUUCCAUUACUUCUCCACCCAGGUAUGCCCUACUUUCCUCGUGUAUAGUUUUUUAUUUCCCUUAUGCUUUCACAUUGAGAACAAUGUUCCACUUUAGUUGGGGGUGAGUAUUUGCAUGUGACACUAUGCACGCAUACUUGCUGGGUUUUAUAUAUUAAUUUGAAAAAAAAAACAAGAAAAAAAGGAAGAGUAUUGAGGAUAAACGACUAUGUCAUGAUUAACAUUGACAUAUACCCUUCACAUACUUGCAUAUAACUUAAGAAUUACACACUCGAGUCAUUUAUGCGUAGUUUCUCUUUAUAUAAUUUUGUAACUCCAUGAAGAAUUGAAUGGUAGUACACUCGUGUUAAUCUGGCUAUAUAAUCUUUUGUAUUUACACGGCAUCUCACGAGGCUGAUUAGACACAUUCACGUGAUUCAUUGCACUUAGGGUUCCUUGUGAGCACUAAGAGAACACCUGUGGCAACUAUGACACAUUGUGAGAUAUCCUUGAGCUAUUUAUCAUCCUUUUGAGUGUUAACAUCAAAUCAGAGUUCAUGAAACUCGAUUCUCUUUUGUUCUGGAUGAUUCUUUGUACACUAGUCUCUGUUUUUGACUUGCCAACCUAGAGGUGACAUCUAGUGGGAAGAUAGAAACCUAGGUCUUGUAGCCUACUUAAGAUGUGAAGGCUGAGCCACCCCUAAAAAUAGAUUUACUUCAUGGACUAUUGUUCGAGCUUAAUUCCUAUUGAUGGUAUGAAAACAACAAAAGAAGUGUUAUGAUUGUCUCAAUUGACCAAGAAAAGGCAGAAAAUGAAGAAUGAGAAGACGAAAGAAUAAGAAAUAGAAAGGCACAUGAAAUUAAAUGUUAAUGCCUACUCCACAAAAAUACCACAAAAAGUCAUGGACGCGACACAUGUUUUCCACAUAUGAAGAUUCUUCAACCAUUUAAUGUCUCAUAUGUAUUCACGCCAAGUUUGUGAAUAAGUUGAUCUAGGGUGGUCUUGGUUGGACAUGGUGAGUAGGUGAGAAGAUGUUAGGGUGAAGGACCCGGCACCUCAUAGAUAGGCUAGAUCCUUCUCUGACUAGUCCACUUCAUAUACUUAGUAUUUGUUCAUUGCAAUAUGUGGUAUGUUUGAUCGCGACACUCCUCCUCACAUAUGACGAGUGAACUCAUUCCUUUUGAGUAUUUUUUAGGGUAUACCAAGUUAGGCCGAGUCAAGACAACCAUUCUAUAGGUGUCCACUGGUAUCCUAGGUGUAAUGAGCCACACACAUCACACAUUCCUCGAGAUUUCACAUGUUUAUACUCGAACUUAUAUGACAGCAUUAACUAUGAAUUGUUCCGCUAGUUAACUUCAUGAGAGUAUAUUGUUCUUAAAUGUUAUUUAAUGAUAAAACUUGCAUGAGUGACGUGCUUCGUAGUUGUGUGCAUUGAAUAUGAACGAGCUUGUGUGAAAUUCAGUUGUACCCCUAUAUGUGAAGCCAUAUGAUUGUGUUGCAUGAGCAUUAAUUUCAUGUUUACUGGAGUUAGUAAUUGUGGAUACUGCCCUGAAAUUCAUUCACAUCAUUUGUUAGAAACUAACAAAACAUUAGUUGGGGGGUGUGAUUACGCGCUUAAACUGCAUAAUUAUGUGUUUUAAUUCGUGCAUUGGAGCUUAUAUUUUUAAUUAAAUACCUCAUUACGUUUAAUAUGUUAACACGGUGUCCUAUUUAUAAUAUUUGGGUUUUAUUUAGCAAUUUAUGAAUUUUUGGCAUUUUUUUAUCGCAAAAAAAAUUAUUGGGAGCUAAAACCGUCAUCAGUUUGUAAUUCGCGCAUAACUUUUCUGUCCCAGCUCUGAUCAAGAUGAUUCAAAAUUCUAGAGAAAAAUGAGAACAUCCUCCACUACCAGUCAUCUCUGCUGCUUCCAGACCACUGCUCAGUCCAACCACCAACCACUGCUGCCCAGCCAAAGAUCCACCACGGCCACAGCCAACUGCCAGCCAUGCUCCCAGGCUCCUGCUGCAUCUCCCAACUCUCUCUCCCUUCUUCCUCUUUCUUUUUUUUCUUUAUUUUCUUCAUUCUCUUUCUUUUUUUUCAAUUGUCUCUUUGAAUUAUUGUUUUUAAGGACUUAAAUUAUUGUUAUUUAUUUUCCAUGGAAAAAUUGUAUUUUAAGCUUUAAUUUCUAAAGUUUGUUUGGAUGUUACUAUUGUGAUAGAAUUUUAAUUAAAAUUUCAAUUUUU
This is a messenger RNA of Malania oleifera, 2871 nucleotides long. RefSeq lists its product as uncharacterized. The record is from RefSeq and is a predicted model, not a curated record. NCBI's taxonomy places the organism in Eukaryota, Viridiplantae, Streptophyta, Magnoliopsida, Santalales, Ximeniaceae. The transcript has 2 exons. Bases 90 to 632 code for a protein of 180 amino acids.